AUGAUGAAUCUUGGACGUCGACUAGUGCAGAAAGUGUCGGACCCUGUGCUCUUCGGGCAUUGCGUAGAGGUCUUCUACAAAGACGCCUUCGAAAAACACGCCGCGCUCUUCCAAGAGCUCGGGGUCAAUCCCAAUAACGGUGUGGGUGAUGUCUAUGUGAAGAUCAAGGGACACCCAAAGGAGGCGGAGGUGGAAAAGGAUCUCAUGGCCUGCUACGAGAAACGGCCGCCCUUGGCCUACGUGGACAGUCGCCGUGGCAUCACCAACCUGCACGUUCCAUCUGACGUCAUUGUGGACGCUUCCAUGGCUGCCGCAGUGCGCGAUGCCGGGCGCAUGUGGACCAAGGAGGACACCUUGUGUGAUGCAAAGUUCGUCAUACCAGACCGGUGCUAUUCCGGGAUCUACGAUGUCGUCAUCAAGGACUGCCAGGCCAAUGGCAAGCUGGACGCAGCCAAGAUAGGUGCCACGAGUAACGUGGGACUCAUGGCCGCAAAAGCGGAAGAGUAUGGCUCCCACGACAAGACCUUCGUAGUGCCGGAGGAUGGGAAAGUGCAAGUGGUUCAGCGUGACGGCGGUAAGGUGCUGAUGUCCCAUGAAGUCUCGAAGGGCGACGUUUGGCGCAUGUGUCAAACCAAAGAUGGCCCGAUUCAAGAUUGGGUGAAACUGGCCGUGGUUCGAGCACGUGCCACUGAUACGCCGGCAAUCUUCUGGUUAUCCGAAGAGCGAGCGCAUGACCGCAGUAUGAUCUCGAAGGUGAACACGUAUUUGAAGAGACACGACACCGAAGGUUUGGACAUUCGCAUCCUGUCCCCAGAGGAGGCCAUGAAAUUUACCCUCGAGCGGGCCCGAAAGGGCCUGGAUACCAUCACGGUCACUGGCAACGUCCUCCGUGACUACUUGACGGACUUAUUCCCCAUCUUAGAGCUUGGCACCAGUGCAAAGAUGCUCUCGGUGGUUCCUUUGUUAGCGGGCGGCGGCAUGUUUGAGACUGGCGCAGGUGGUUCUGCGCCCAAACAUGUGCAGCAGUUCAUGCAGGAGGGUCACCUCAGAUGGGAUUCCUUGGGUGAAUUCAUGGCGAUGACGGUGUCACUGGAGGACGUUGCCUUGAAGACCAACAACCCCGAUGCGAAGGUCAUGGCUGAUACUCUCUCCACCGCAGUAGGUCAAGUGCUGGAUGGCGGCAAAUCGCCUCAACGCAAGGCCGGCGCGUGGGUUAAUCUACGUGACUACACAGGGCGAUGGAGCUAG
Molecule: messenger RNA, 1248 nt
Organism: Cladocopium goreaui
Lineage: Eukaryota; Dinophyceae; Suessiales; Symbiodiniaceae
Source: the annotation of a GenBank genome assembly